Molecule: messenger RNA, 801 nt
Organism: Paramecium sonneborni
Lineage: Eukaryota; Ciliophora; Oligohymenophorea; Peniculida; Parameciidae
Source: the annotation of a GenBank genome assembly
AUUUUAUAAAUGUAAAAAUAUAUCAAAGAGUGUUAAGCAUUUAUAAUCACAGCUGGAGCAGGAAUGGGGGUUGAUUCGGGCCUGCCUGAUUUUAGAGGAAAUAAUGGAUUUUGGAAAGUUUACAGACCUUUUGAAAAUAAAUUUGGAUUUACUGAUUGUGCUAAUCCAUAAUUUAUGGUAUAAAAUCCAAAUUUAUUUUGGGGAUUUUAUGGACAUCGAUUACAUAUGUAUCAAAAUACAAUUCCACAUGAAGGAUUUUAGAUACUUAAAAAAAUGUGUUUAAAUAAAGAUUACUUUGUAGUAACAAGUAAUGUGGAUGGACAAUUUUAGAAAGCUGGUUUCGAAAGUAAUAAUGUCUAUGAAAUUCAUGGAUCUAUUCAUAAAUUCUAAUGUACUCCUUGCGAUAAAUUAUAUGAUGCUGAAAAGUUCUAAAAUUUAUCAAUAGAUUUAGAGAAAUUUAGAGCAGCUGAUCCAUUACCAUAAUGUGAAUGCAAAAAUUUAUUAAGACCAAAUAUUUUGAUGUUUGGUGAUUGGGAUUGGAUCUCUACUAUUUAUGAAUAAUAAGAAUCAAGAUUUUUUGGAUUUUUAGAGAAAUAAAAAUAUAAGAAGGUAUGUGUAAUAGAGAUUGGUGCAGGAACUUCAAUUCCAAGUAUUAGGAAUUUAGGUGAUAGAAUUCUUGAUAAAAUAAAAUAAUCUAUAAUGAUAAGAAUAAAUCCAACAGAAGAUGAUAUUCCUAAUGAUGAUAGAUAUUUUAGUAUUAAAAAAGGUGGAUUAGAAGGCAUUAAAGAAUUAGUAGCAUGA